Hibiscus syriacus is the source of this 951-nucleotide messenger RNA. RefSeq lists its product as uncharacterized. Lineage: Eukaryota; Viridiplantae; Streptophyta; Magnoliopsida; Malvales; Malvaceae. The coding region runs from base 1 to 951 and encodes 316 amino acids. The record is from RefSeq and is a predicted model, not a curated record. The transcript is spliced from 5 exons.
AUGCCUGAUGAUCUUCGUAGUGUUGGUGUUGAAGUUCCUCCUGAUGUUCAUGUAGUCAGUUUUCCUGCUAAUCUGCCUGAUCCUUCUGAUGGUUUAUCUGUGCAUUCUUUGCGACAAUUUGUUAAUGAUUUUCCUGGUACUCAGAAUUUUCCUUAUGGUUUGUCUGAUGGGGUUUGUGGUGCAGGGUGUUCUGAUGGUCCUAGAGAGGUGUCUGAUGUGGCUGCAGCUUCAGAACCUUCUCUAAUUCCACAGUCAGUUCCUGAUAAUUCUGCUGCUGAUGAUGUUGACGUUGUUCCAAUUGGAGCCUCUGGUAAAGAACAGGGUGAUGUGUCUAAUAGACAUCCCAUGGUGACCAGGAGCAAGAAUGGCAUUCGGAAACCUAGGGUGUUUCUUGCAGCAAAGAAGUUACAGUCUGAAGUUGAACCUACCACUAUUGAGGAAGCGUUUCUUAUUUGUUGUAAGUGGAAGAAAAAUGCUGAUGGAACUAUUGCUCGCUACAAAGCUUGGCUUGUUGCUAAGGGGUAUUUGCAACAAGCUGGUCGUGAUUAUGAUGAAACCUUUAGCCCGGUUGCCAAACCGCCACCUGGUUAUGAGGCAGGUGAUAAAAAGUCAGAUGACUCUCUGUUUGUGAAAUGUAUUGGUCAUAAGUUGGUCUAUCUCAUAGUUUAUGUAGAUAAUAUCAUUGUUACUGGGAAUGAUUCUGCUCAGGUUGAAACAGUUAUUUCUAACCUUGACAAAGAUUUUUCUUUGAAAGAUCUUAGUCAGCUGAAUUAUUUUUUGGGUGUUCAGGUUACCUAUACUUCUCGCGGAGUUUUUCUUAUCAGCAAUCUUGUUGAGCAUUUUCAUGCUGUUAAACGAAUCUUGAGGUAUCUUCAAGGUACUCUUGACUUUGGGCUGCGUUUUACUAAGUCUUCUCGGUUGUCUUUUACAGGAUAUACUCAUGCAGAUUAG